Messenger RNA from Meloidogyne enterolobii, 453 nucleotides. The record is from the annotation of a GenBank genome assembly. NCBI's taxonomy places the organism in Eukaryota, Metazoa, Nematoda, Chromadorea, Rhabditida, Meloidogynidae.
CAAGACCUUUUUCACCAAAUACAACGUGUGACAAUUGCGCGGAAUGGUACAGAAAAUGGUUAUUAUUUGCAUUAAUUGGUGCUAUUACACACAACUUGCUUGUCCACAUUUGGCAACAAAUAAAGUUGUGGAGUUUGCCGGUCAUCCUGUUUUUUUAUGUAGAGAUCAAAUGCUUUCAACAACAAAAUCAACAAGCGCUCUCGACUGCUCUUGUCUUCAUCCCUGUGAUUUGAUACGCAACAAAAUUGCUCAAUUCACCGUUGAAUCUGAACAAUUCAAUUCUUCUUCUGCUAAAAAACAACCAAUAACAACAACAUUCGAUUUCUUUCAUGUUUCUGCUUAUUGUCAAAAAAGAGAAAAGCGUUGCCGUGCAAAAACAAUUACCAAAAAGAAAAAUUAGAGAACUAAAUUUCGAAAGAUAAUUUUUUGUUUGGUGGCCUUUAAAAUUAAAAA